Messenger RNA from Ogataea polymorpha, 3079 nucleotides. RefSeq lists its product as uncharacterized. The coding region runs from base 1 to 1752 and encodes 583 amino acids. The transcript has a single exon. Lineage: Eukaryota; Fungi; Ascomycota; Pichiomycetes; Pichiales; Pichiaceae. The record is from RefSeq and is a predicted model, not a curated record.
AUGGGCCAAUCUUCAAGUACAGAGUCCCCAGAAAUAGCGAAGUUCACCAAUGGCAAGCUAUCGCGGGUCGAGUUGGAGAAUGCAUUUAUCAGGGAUGCUACACGAUCAUUUCAGGCAAUUGAGCUGAUUUCGCUUCGUGAUAAUCUGGGUCUUAAAGAGCUGCAAGGAUCAACUGUUAUCACAGAAAGCAAAUUAGCCGACAUUAUCCAACUUCCAGAGACAUCGGCGACGCAGGAUAUAACAAAGUGCUUCUGCUUUUUAGCUCGAUUUCCAAACUUUCGCACAGACUCCAAUCUCAACGUUGCUGGGGUGCUUAAGGUAUUGGCGAUACUUAACCCCGAGAGAUUUGCACACCUAUUUGGUAAUAACCCCCGCUACUUCCUAAUGCUGAUAUUUCUCGCCUUGAGCUUUGAUUCAAGUCACGAACCAGACCCCGAUAAACUGGAGAAAACGAUUUCUUCAAAUGACCCAGUGGAUGUUGUUUACUUGCAAGACAAGCUUCAGUGGAUGCUCAUUCCUCAAGUGCAAUCAUUUGACGGCAUUGAGUUAUUGCAAUACCCUUUACCAGCCUCAAAGCUCCUAAGAAUAUUGACACUGCUGCUUUACGUGGCACCAAUCAGUUUAGAGUUGAACCGCUCGCAACCUUUGGGAAAGCAAUUCCAUUUCGACGACAUAAGCUGGCUCGAGUACGAGAAGAAGGCAAUGAAUUUAUUGCGUUCAUUUGACUUGGAUUUGACAAGCUCCAACUACACAUCUAGAAAAAUCACAUUUACUACAUUCGAGAAAAUCAUUGGUACUUCUUACUCCAAUGGAACUAUGCCGAAUCUGCUUGUUCCAUUAUACCACUUGUUUGACUCGUUGCUAUAUAAUACAAGACAGACUCUUCAUACCAUCGAGUUUGCACAUUCUCGUAUUCUUACGCGUCCUAUGCUUUCACAGUUGGCUACCAUACUUCCUGAUGAGCUUGUUUUCACCAGACUCAAGAAACUAUUUGUCGGAGCAGAAUCUGGAUUUAGCAUGCGUUCCAUGGAAUCCAAAGUCUUUAAGUGGAAUGCUCCCACUAUACUCUUAGUUUCCGGUAAACUAAUUGAGAUGCAACCGUCAUCCAUGCCUGUCCCUAAAAACAAAAAAUAUGCCGCUUUUCUAACCGAGUAUCCUCGCUUUCACGCAUCAAACAACCAGUCACCUAAACCGCCCUUAGCCGAUGACGACACUUACACAUUCAUGGUUUACCUACAAAAACCAUGGAAGAUCAGCAAUAGCGAAUGUUUUGGAGACGAACACUCCUUCAUUGCACAAUUAUCUCCCAGACAGAUUAUAUACCCGCCUUCUACUUACGCACACAAUUACGCCUAUUUCAACACGCUGGGGGGUGGCCUCGGCUUUGGUAGCAAGCCGCCUCUCAUCAAAAACAAUGUCCGGAUAUUCAAGCCAGGAGAAGUGUCGCUCACGAUUGAAGCUGCUAUGGAAAUUGCCAGCUUCCGUCACCUGGCUGUCCCAGGAACAUACAAGACCGGCUCAAUAUUUCCGCACAACGUGCCAGAGUUCGAAAUCAGCGUUAACAUCACCAACCUCGAAGUUUGGGGAUGCGGAUCUCAAAAAGAGCUCGAUGAGCAGAAGAAAUUAUGGGAGUGGGAAAACAGGGAGGCAGAAGCAAGGAAGAAGCUCAAUGCCAUGCAUUGGGAUGAUGGUAAGGCGCUGCUUGAAAUGGCAGGUAUGAUCGGCAAACAUCAAAGCGGCGGUAGCGUGUGACUUGUAGAAUAUAUCUAUGAACUAUUUAUGUCCUUUUUUGGUAAGCUUUUUCUUAACAUGCUUUUUCAUUUUGGUUUUACGCUUCUCUCUAGCGGCUUCUUUAGCAGCUUUCUUUCUCUCCUUUUUGGAUUCCUUGUCUUCGUAUUUCUUUCCUUUUGGCGUUACUUCUUCAUCUUCACUGUCUUCAGGGUGACUAACCUCAUCAUAGCUCUCCUCAUUCGUCUCCUCAUCGUCGUCUUCUUCCUCACUUGAAGAUUCCUUAACCAAAUCUCUCAAGGUGUCCACUUGCCCACUCUUGAACUUAUCGAAAUCGCGCUCUUCCAGAUGGUUCAGCGAGCUAACUAAAUGCAAUGAUCUGAACACAAUGUCUUCUUGGUCAUCUUCUGUCUUGUGAGGUAAUGUAGCCAGAUAUUUUUCGAGCAAGUCUAGAUUCUCAGGGUCGUCCAAAGCCAAUAGCCGGUCGUUCUUUUCAGGAAUCAACUCAGCAAUCAAGUUUGACCACGAGUCAAUAACAAACCGAAAUAUCAUCCUUUCGGGAAAAACAUUGAUGUUUUUUGUCCGGGAAAAGAAAUCGUUCACGUUUUUGAUAUCCAUUCGCAAGAAAUCCAUUGACAUCUGAUGAUCAGGCUCCACAGACUGAGAAACAUCAAAUACAUAAAGUUCUCCCUUAUGCACAAUAGUGUUGUACUCGCUCAAGUCUGCGUGUACCAGCCGACAUUUCUGAUAGAGCCAUCUCAUGUAAAUAAGCAGUCGAAUGUAAAAGCGUGCAAUUUCCUCGUCAUCUUGGAACUCGUAAUCUUUCAGUUUUGGAGAAGGCCAUCCGUCUCCUUUGCUAAGAUAUUCCAUAACCAAAACAUGCGAUUUGAGAUCCACUGGCUCAGGAGAAGGGAUCCCAGCAGAAUGCAACCGUUUCAAAUUUCUAAACUCUUUUUCAGCCCACAAGCGAACCAUUUUCCUAGGAUUCGACUGGUUGCGGGUAUUUCUGAAUCUGAACUCACCGUCCACAUACCUCUCACGGUCCUUAAACACUAAAAUGGAGGUUUUGUAAAUCUUGACAGCAUAUUCUUUUCCCGUUUCUGAGUUCAGUGCGUAAUACACAUUGGCUUCCUUGCCUGUUGAUAUGCAUCCAUUUAUUUCCGUAAUUGUUCCGUUUUUAAAUAGCUUGGACAAGAAUCUCAGUGUCCGAGGAUCGAGGACCUGUUCCACUGUGGCUCUUUCAGCUUUAUCUCGGGUAACUCUAUGUUUGAUUUGAUCCACCUUGAUCUGCGACGCAUAUUUGUCCAGAAGUUCAGUUUUCUCUUUCAAAGCCUGGUGUGUAGCUCCUCUG